AGCCGGAGGAGUGGGGAGGCCAGGCCAAUUGGUACCAGAACUGGGGUAGGGCCGUGUCCGGCUUCUCAAGGAAAGUUUAGGCAUCUGUCCCCACCUCCAGACUUCCGGUUCCGGUUCUCAGGUUCUGCGGGCCGCGAUCGCUAUGGAGGAACCCGAGAUGCAGCUAAAGGGGAAGAAAGUCACAGACAAGUUCACUGAGAGCGUCUACGUCCUGGCCAACGAGCCAUCUGUGGCCCUGUACCGGCUGCAGGAACAUGUUCGCCGCUCUCUGCCAGAGCUGGCCCAGCAUAAGGCCGACAUGCAGCGGUGGGAGGAGCAGAGUCAGGGAGCCAUCUACACAGUGGAAUAUGCCUGCAGUGCCGUGAAGAACCUUGUCGACAGCAGCAUCUACUUCCGCAGUGUGGAGGGCCUCCUCAAACAGGCCAUCAACAUCCGGGACCACAUGAAUGCUGCCACUCAGGGCCACAGCCCCAAGGAACCACCCGCACCCUCCUCAGUCUGAUCCCGGAAGAGACUUGGAGGUGCUUUGGCCCCUCCAACCAGGGUCCUACAUACAGCCGCAUUUUACAGAAGAGGAAACUGAGGCUCAGAUAGGCGAGGCAGGGUCACCACCCCUGACUGCAAAUGUGGAGUCACACCCGACCCUCCAACCCCCUGGGCUUCAUCUCUUCCCCCAACUCUGUCAGGCUCCUGCCUCAGGUGCUGCCUCAUCUGGGUGGCCCUGCAGCCCUGGGAGACUCACACCUCCUCGCCCUGACCCUCGCCCCUAGCCUGACCAGAGCUGGGCCCUUGGACACAACCUUGUGAGACCUAGGAGGGACUGAAGACGGAGCAAGUAUUGACAGUGCAGUCCUCCCGCUCCUGCCCAGGCUCUCCAGGCCAGCUGUGAGUGUCCCAAAAUGAGGCUUCGCCAUCCCUGGACUCUUACUCCACAUCAGCCAUGGCCCCUCAGACCAAUAACUGCUGCCAUGUUAACCCCAAAUGAUUACCCAUCGUGUGCUCAGUGCUGUGCUGGGGGCUCUGCAAGGGUCAUCUUUCAUCGUGAGAAAGCCCUGUGAGGCAGGUGUCAACCCCAAAAUACAGAUGGGAGAAGAGAGGCUCCAAGAUUUGGCAUGAUUUGUGCAAAGGUACAGACCUAGAGGAGGUGGUCCCCUGCCUGGUUUGGUUCCAGCCCUGCCUCUGACCUGCUGUGUAAUGGGCCUGGAACUGGCCCUCUGUGGUCCUCUCUCCAUCUGGACAAGAAAGGCUGGACUGGACCUCCUCUACAGGCUGAGGUGGACAUUUGUGCACCUACCUGCCUGGCCUGCAUUCUGCCUCAAGCAGAAAUACCCACCCAGGCUCAGGCCGUAUGGCUCCAGGAAUGGACAUGGGAUCCCCAUCUCCCAGGUCACUGAUUGGUUUGAGAUGGGCAUGUGACCCAAUGAGAGGUCUCCCCCAGGAAAUUUUGCUGGAAGCGUGGGAAAAGUACCAUCUUCCCACUAGGGUUGUUGAGCUGGGCAGAUGAAAGGGAGGACCUGAGACCAUUGCAUGGGCCCUGGAUCCAGCUGUACCUGACAGUAGUGCCUAAAUUACAGUAUUUGCCAAACUUU
Molecule: messenger RNA, 1589 nt
Organism: Pteropus alecto (black flying fox)
Lineage: Eukaryota; Metazoa; Chordata; Mammalia; Chiroptera; Pteropodidae
Gene: BORCS8
Product: BLOC-1 related complex subunit 8
Exons: 6
Coding region: 143-502 (119 amino acids)
Cellular component (GO): BORC complex
Source: RefSeq, a predicted model, not a curated record